AUGACUACCUUCGAACCUUCAUUCAGCAGCUCCAUGCGCGCCACUUCGCACGACGUGCCUUCUAUGGCGGACCAACUGCCCGGCAUCAACUUUGGCUUCGACGACCUGCGCAGUCGCAUGAACCAAUUCACAACACGCUUUGAUGCUUUUAUUGAAAAUGGGCGCAGACGAGUGUUGGAGGAGAGAAACCAAUUCCGCAUGAACGUCGCAGAACUGCAUGAGGACCAACGCAUGAAGAAGCGCGACAUUGAAAUUCUAGAUCUCAAGCAAACUCAACAUGGCCAGAACCUCGCCAAAGAAUCGCAAGAAAAGUCUGAGAUGCAAGAAGCAAUCAGCACCCUUACACAACAGCGCGACGAGCGGCUCACCCACCGCGACAAACUCCGCGCUCAGAUCAACGAGAUUCAAAAAUCCAUCUCAGCGCGCCGAGAAGCACAGCUCAAGCACCGACGAUACCUCGAUGGCCAAUCGCGCUACAACGAGCCCGAACUCGACUUCUGGGAAAGCUACCUCGGCUUAAGGAUAGAAGGGCUGGGCAAAGAUGACAGGCUGAAGUUUGUAUAUACAAACGUCGACGAGCGCGAGUGGGAUCGCGAAGCGUGGUUUGAACUCGACACAUCAGAACGCGACUACAAGGUGCUGGACAUCCGGCCCAAAGCAGAGCGUGAGGAGGUCGAGCGCGUGGUGGAGCGAUUGAAUGAGACACGCGACCUGGCAGGCUUCCUGAAAGGUAUGCGCGAGCUUUUCGUGGAGGCGUGUAAGUAG
Molecule: messenger RNA, 765 nt
Organism: Ascochyta rabiei
Lineage: Eukaryota; Fungi; Ascomycota; Dothideomycetes; Pleosporales; Didymellaceae
Product: kinetochore-associated Ndc80 complex subunit spc25
Exons: 2
Coding region: 1-765 (254 amino acids)
Biological process (GO): chromosome segregation
Cellular component (GO): Ndc80 complex
Source: RefSeq, a predicted model, not a curated record